This is a messenger RNA of Alnus glutinosa, 429 nucleotides long. RefSeq names its product protein MKS1-like. The transcript has a single exon. Gene Ontology annotation, cellular component: nucleus. The record is from RefSeq and is a predicted model, not a curated record. Bases 1 to 429 code for a protein of 142 amino acids. NCBI's taxonomy places the organism in Eukaryota, Viridiplantae, Streptophyta, Magnoliopsida, Fagales, Betulaceae.
AUGGAUUCAUUCGGUGAUAAGAAUCAUAAUAUGGUGAGCUCUCAAACAAGAAAGCAGAUGCAGGGUCCGAGGCCGGCGCCUCUUACGGUGAGCAGAAGUUCGACAAAGAUCAUCAAAAAGAAGCAACCAGUUCCAGCGCCUGGGCAAAGCCGUUCUCCGGUGAUAAUAUAUUUGAAAUCUCCCACGGUUAUUCACGUCAGACCGGAGGAAUUUAGGGAUACAGUGCAACGGCUUACUGGCCUGAAUCAGGCUCCGAGUACUGUUCCUGAUUCGGCUCACCACUCCUACUCCUCUCCGAGCUAUUGUGGAAUGGUGGCUGAUGCAAACAUGGGCUGCAUGGGAAUCUCAUCCAGCUUCUGGAAUAACGUAGAUCUGUGCAUGCUAAGUGGUGUGAUGUCUUUAAGAAGAGCUUUUGAUGAUAUUGUCUAA